Molecule: messenger RNA, 1701 nt
Organism: Tripterygium wilfordii
Lineage: Eukaryota; Viridiplantae; Streptophyta; Magnoliopsida; Celastrales; Celastraceae
Product: heptahelical transmembrane protein 4-like
Exons: 4
Coding region: 320-1489 (389 amino acids)
Cellular component (GO): membrane
Molecular function (GO): signaling receptor activity
Source: RefSeq, a predicted model, not a curated record
UGAGAAAAGAGAGGAUAUUUCCUUAUCAACAACAACAGAAAAUAUCGCGCAACAGAAAAUGAUAUAGCUUUGGCAUCUCCGUAUCUUUAUCAUAUGCUCAACCUUCCGUGAAUAACUUUCUUGAUGUAAAGAGGUUCGAUUUCCCUUGCUUUCCUCACGACUAUUUGAUCAAUCAAUUAGUGGACAUCGUUCGAUUUUCUUUUUGUGGGUUUCGUUGGUCAUCACCGCCUCCAGAAAAGAUUUCCUUUUCAUAUAUAUAUAGGCGAAGAAUUCCCAUCCGGAUUUCGUUUACAACCAGUCGUCUUCCAUUAUCGGACAGAUGAUGGGUAUUGCAAACGAAAGCUGUGAGGAUUCGAGGCCAUUAACUGAAACAAUGGAGAACUAUAGAGUUCGCCCUUCCAAGGAAGGAAAAGGGAAGAAAUUGUGGAAGAAGGUAAAGUAUCAGUUGGUGGAAUACCACUUGUUGCCUGGGUAUCUGAGGGAUAAUGAGUAUAUUUUGGGCCAUUAUCGAGCUGAAUGGCCGAUGAAGCAAACUUUGCUUAGCAUCUUUACCAUCCACAAUGAAACAUUGAAUGUUUGGACGCAUUUAAUUGGGUUCUUUCUUUUCCUUGGUCUGACCAUAUACACCGCAAUGAAGGUUCCGAAGGUUGUUGAUCUCUACUCACUUAAACAUUUUCCUGAUGUGUUAAGAAAGGCUGAUUUGCACAAACUUGGGGAGGAGCUGAAAACAACAUUCCCUUCAAUGAAUAUCUCUAGUUGGCAUGUUGUGGAACUUCUUUAUAAUUGUUUACCCGAGCGAUUCUCCAAUGGAAACUUCACAGAUGCUUGUGUUCUGCGUACUGUGAAGGAAGAUUUGGCAAACAUAAUUGCUCCUCUGAUGGUGAGGCCAAUCACGCGAUGGCCAUUUUUUGCUUUCUUGGGUGGAGCCAUGUUUUGCUUGCUAGCAAGCAGCACAUGCCAUCUCCUCUCUUGCCACUCUGAACGGCUCUCAUACAUCAUGCUGAGGCUUGAUUAUGCUGGAAUUGCAGCUCUCAUUUCUACCUCCUUUUACCCAUCUGUCUACUACUCCUUCAUGUGCUACCCCUUCUUUUGCAAUCUCUACAUGGGCUUCAUAACGGUAUUGGGAAUCAUGACAGUUUUGGCUUCUCUGUUUCCGAUGUUUCAGACCCCUCAAUUCAGAAGCAUCCGUGCUUUGCUCUUUUGUGGCAUGGGCUUGUCAGGUAUAGCUCCUGUUUUGCACAAGGUAAUACUGUUUUGGCACCAGCCAGAGGCACUCCGCACAACUGGUUAUGAGAUCCUGAUGGGGGUUUUAUAUUCUUUGGGAGCACUAGUUUAUGCCACCAGGAUUCCUGAGAGAUGGAUGCCUGGGAAAUUUGACAUUGCCGGGCAUAGCCACCAACUAUUCCACGUAUUAGUUGUUGCUGGGGCGUACACACAUUAUCGUGCCGGGCUUGUUUACCUCAACUGGCGAGACCUUGAAGGUUGUUAGAGAGAGUUUGAUCUUUGAUCAGACGAAGUAUUUCAUUUUGCUGUGAUAUUUUACUUGUACAGGUAGUUUUUUUUGUUUCGUUUUUUUUGAAGAAUAAGUCUUACCUGGAAUGAAACCCAGGUAAGAAAAGGAACAGGACCAGAACUUUGCAAAUGAUUUUCAAUACAGAAAAAGCAGCUCCCUGUUGUUAUUCCUGCUUAUCAAACUGGCAA